UGGAAUGGUAGUCAAAAGAAGGUGUGUCCACACAGGCAGGUAUGACUUUGUUCAAACCUGCUCGCCAGGUCUGCUGCCUCAGCCAGUUAGUACAACGUAGCUUCAUUUAGGAUACGGGAACAUUCCUGAGCUGUGCACUUCUCAAUCUUUCUCUAUUUUCUUGCCAGUAUUUAAAUUGUGUGUAAGAAUUAACUGCAGACUGCAGAUAUGUCAGUGAUAUUGUUUUAUUCCAGUGUGAGCGGUUCUACUACGAUGAAAAAAAAUCAAGAAAGGAUCAUGUCUGUCCUGACGUCCAAGGACAUCCCAUUCAAAGCAGUGGACAUUGCUCAGAAUUCUGAAGACAAGGACUUAAUGAGGAAGAGGGCAGGCAAUUCAAAGGCACUGCCUCCACAGAUAUGCAAUGGAGAUGUAUACUGCGGAGACUAUGAUGCAUUUGAGAAUGCAAUUGAGAUGGAGAAAUUAGAGGAGUUCCUCAAACUCUAAAGAAGACAGUGGCCAGUAAUGUAGGACCAACAUCCCAGUGUUUAAUGGACAAAAAAAUAUUGAUAAUUUGAUUAUGUGACGAGAGAUGCCUUCAUGUUCAAAUGUUUGAUGUAAAAGAGUAGAAAAUAAGUUCUCACUGUCAAAGAUUCUUCUGAUUGAGAUGCCAUGAGAAGUUAUGUGGGUUUCUUCCAGUGGAUCUUCUACUACUUAAAUAA
Molecule: messenger RNA, 698 nt
Organism: Menidia menidia (Atlantic silverside)
Lineage: Eukaryota; Metazoa; Chordata; Actinopteri; Atheriniformes; Atherinopsidae
Source: the annotation of a GenBank genome assembly